Molecule: messenger RNA, 2148 nt
Organism: Phytomonas sp. EM1
Lineage: Eukaryota; Euglenozoa; Kinetoplastea; Trypanosomatida; Trypanosomatidae
Source: the annotation of a GenBank genome assembly
AUGGAGGCCUCGACGGAAACCCUUUCGGAGGAUCCGGGGAGAACCCCCUCGAAACGUUCCUUAACGGAUCCCCAAACGCCUGGGGAGGGGGGGGAGGAGGGGAGGGGUGAUACGGCGUGGACCCUUCCAGCGGUUCGCCGCGCGGUGAUGCUUUUUUUAGAAUUUUAUUCGUGUGAUCGGGAUGCGAACGCGGGGUUUCCCCUUGAGGAGGGCGCGACGGCCUCGCCCAACCCCGCCAUCCCCCACCCCGGGGAGACCCCAAACGAUCCCAACGAGAGGCUUUCUCGGGAAGCGGCAUCCUCGACGGGGUUGGGGUUCCCGCUUCGUGACGAGGGCGUUGCGUUCUUCGACCUCCCAGAGGGGGGGAGGGUUCCGCGAUUCGAUGGCAGGGAAACGGCGGAGGCGAUGGGGGCGUCUUUUCCCACGCGAAUCCCGCGCAUCCUGCCCGCCUUGUGGACGGCGAUCGAGGACGGGCUGUGGGUGCUCUCCGGGAACCCCCGAAGGUCGCGGGCGAGGGCCUUUUCCCCCUUGCGGAGCAGCGUUUUCAUGCAAACGCGGCUUUUAAUUCAACUCAAGACGGCCGCGUGGAUGCGUGGGGUGGCGGACAACCUCACCCAACUUCAGGUCUUGCGAGCGGUUCGGCAGUUGUGGGAGUUGCAGGGGUUUAUGCGGGUGUUUCAUCGCGAAACCCGCGCGAUGCGGGUGGAGUGGCAUCUCUUGGUUGCCACCCUCGCGCUGCAUCUUUCCGUGCGGGAUCUCCCGCGAGGCGGCGGAGGGGACGGAGGGGGGGGCGUGGUGGAUGCCUUUUUCCCGCAUCCAGGCGAUCCGAUCGCGGCGGAAAACGCCGACGACGACACCCGAAAAGAAGAAGAAGAAACAGCCGCAGCCGAAGAAGGGGAUUUCAUCGCGCGUGAGGUGGGGUUGCCGAUGCUGCACAUCCUCGCGGCGGAGCGGGAGUUGCAGAGGCGGGUGGCGUUUGCCGGGGUCCUCUCGCCCGGGCUUCUCCUCGUGCAGCUCUUCAAGGCGCUCGCGUUGUGGUGGGGAGCGGAGGGGAGGGGGGAACUCGAGCUGCGGCGAGAACCCGAUCGAUGGAAUCGCGACUUCACGCGGCGACGAACGCGCGAUGCGGGCGACGGCAUCGAUCCGACCACGGACGAACAAACGGAGGAAACGGACGCAAACGAAAAUGAAGGCGAAGAAGAGGAGGAGGAGGAGGGGCCUCGCAAGCGAUCUCGUUUCGAGCCCGAAGGCGGGGGGGGUUCUUCCCUCGGGUUUACCCUACGGCGCCCCUCGGCUUCUCGGCAACGCCGAUGCGCCCUCGCCCUCGCCCCCCUCCUUCGUGCGUUGGUGCGGCAUCAUCGCGAGAAUCCGCCCGAAAACGGCGACGACAACGGAGGCGAAAAAAGCGAAAGUGAAGAAGGACGAGGACGAGGAGGAGGAGGGGGAAUCGCGUGGUCGCCGUUGCAUCGCGCAUUGCUUUUCCUUCUCGUCGGCGCCGUGGCGAGGGGGGAGGAUCGCGAUGCAUCCGCGGCGCGACGCGCGUUUCGCCGCGCGAUUGGCCUCUCCUGGCGGCUGCUCGGCCCUUUUCACCCCUGCCUGGCGGACGCCCUCGUGCAGCUCGCGAGGAUUUCAACCGAGGACGAUUCCGCCCCCUGCCAAAUCGACGAAAACUCUUCGAAUAAUGCGGGCGAAGCGUCGAGUUUGCCCGCUACUCCCGCUUCCUCCUCUUUUUCUUCAUCUCUCACGUUUUUUUUAAACUCCCUAAAGGAGGUCAACGAAGGGGUGGAGGAGGAGACGGAAGGGAAGGAAGGGCGUUCUCCAUUAGUGAGGAUCGCGCUGGAGGUGGCCGCGCGUGCGAGCGGCAGUGCGCUUUUCCGACUUUUGGGGGCCUUUGAGGAGGAGUUGAGUUCCCCUAGGAAGGGAAUCCUCCCUGGUUUACCCUCAUCUCCUUUGGAUGCGCACUUUCAUCAGCUUUUUAGCGAAGUUUCCUUGCGGCGUAUUCGACAGGGGUGGGGGGUUCAGCUCCGACGGCUGUGUGAGGAUCACGUGGCGGAUGAAACCGACGCCCACCAGCUGCCAACGGAGGGUCCGCAACGGCAGGAUUUCGUCGAGGUGCUCCUUGGAUUUCUCCCCGAUCCGACCGCGUAG